GGGCUGAGGCUGCUGCCCUGUCGCCAUUGAGCAAAGUUAAUUCACUCUCACACAUACUCUCUCUGCUCCUCUCUCCUCCUUUCUCGCUCCAGCAUGCGGUGAGGACGGUGUCACCGCACCAAACAAGUCGCGCAGCCCAGCGCCGGGACGUCCGCGGGGAGCCGGGGGGUGCGGGGGAGGCAGGAGCCCGGGGGAUGCCGCCGGCCUGAGCUGCGACCGCGCCGUCGGAGGCCGAGGGACGGGCGGCCCCGCCGGUAUUACCUAGAAAUGAGGAUGAAAACACAGCCUAGGAAAUCAGCCUUUCCUCAUCUGUUUCUGAAGAACUGAAGUGUCUGUGCUUUGCUGUUUUAUUUUCUGAGUACAGUUCAGGAGAAGCUGCCAACAUGAAUGCUGCUGACAACGGGGUCAGUAGUCUCUGUGCAAUAUGUGGAGACCGAGCGACCGGAAAACAUUAUGGUGCUUCCAGCUGCGAUGGAUGCAAGGGAUUUUUCAGACGUAGCAUAAGGAAAAACCACGUCUAUUCAUGCAGAUUCAACCGACAAUGUAUUGUUGACAAGGACAAAAGGAAUCAAUGCAGAUAUUGUCGUUUAAAAAAGUGUUUUCGAGCAGGAAUGAAAAAGGAAGCUGUACAAAACGAACGGGACAGGAUAAGUACGAGAAGAAACACUUUUGAUGGCUGCAACAGUCCCUCCAUUAGCACAUUGUCACAAGCUGAGACACUCUCCCGCCAGAUCUCAAUCUCCAGUCCUGGUUCUAGCACUGAUAUAAAUGUUAAAAAAAUUGCUGGUGUCAGUGAUGUCUGUGAAUCUAUGAAGCAGCAACUUUUAGUACUGGUGGAAUGGGCUAAAUAUAUUCCAGGCUUCUGUGAACUACCACUUGAUGACCAGGUUGCCCUGCUAAGAGCACAUGCUGGGGAGCACCUGUUGCUUGGAGCAGCAAAACGGUCCAUGGCGUAUAAGGACAUUUUACUUUUAGGCAACAAUUACAUCAUUCACCGCAACAGCACUGAAAUAGAGAUCUGCCGAGUGGCAAAUCGGAUUCUGGAUGAAUUAGUUCGUCCCUUCCAGGAAAUUCAAAUAGAUGACAAUGAAUAUGCUUGCUUGAAAGCAAUUGUGUUUUUUGAUCCAGAUGCAAAGGGCUUGAGUAAUCCAAUGAAGAUUAAGAAUAUGCGAUUCCAAGUCCAAAUCAGUUUAGAGGAUUAUAUUAAUGACCGUCAGUAUGACUCCAGAGGAAGAUUUGGAGAACUUCUUCUUCUACUGCCUACACUCCAAAGCAUCACUUGGCAAAUGAUUGAGCAGAUACAAUUGGUUAAAUUAUUUGGAAUUGUUAAAAUUGACAGUUUGCUUCAGGAAAUGUUACUGGGAGGUACUUCUAAUGAUGCUACUCAUCUGCAUCACCCAAUGCAUCCUCACUUAGCCCAAGAUCCAUUAACAGGCCAAACUGUCCUCAUAAGUUCAAUGUCUGCUCCUGUGCAUACAGAACAGAUACCAACUCCAGAAACUCCAUUACCUUCCCCUCCACAAGGCUCUGGACAAGAAUACAAAAUGUCUGCAAAUCAGGCUUCAGUCAUUGCACAGCAAUCUAUUUUGAAACAAAAACCAUUGUGAUAACAUUUUUAUCUCUGUCUCUGUCUUUUCCUUCCUUCCCUUCCUUUUUAUGCACUAGAUAGAUCGGUAUAACACUUGCACAUUUAAAAUCUCAGGUUGAUAAAGGAAAUUAUUUCCUCAGCAGCCACUACUAAGUGGGUGUUCCUUAAAACACCUCAUGAUUUGGAAAGUAGUGCUGUUCUGACUACUGCAUACUGCUGUAACUGUGGAUGCUGCAGUCUGACAAAUAUGUAUAGAGGUAGAUAUUGUUUUUACAUCUUAUAAAUGUGCAGAUUCAUGUUUUUAUUUCCUGUUUUAGUUGUUGUCUUAAUAUUAUUGUUUUAGAUGUAUAUAUAAUUUUUUUCAUCAUAAUGGAACUGGUUAGUGCUUGUUUAGCUGUGAAUUGUAGAUAUGAAAAGUGGGUUAUUCAGGCAAAAGGUAAGAAUCUGCUAAUAGUAGAACAUUAGGCUACCAAAAUAGUACAUGAAUCGAAAAAUAAAAAAGGAAUAUAUACUUAAUGGACAGAAAAACUCAGCUAUAUUAAAAAAAAACCUGAUUUGAAAGGACCAUCUCCUUCAAGUAAAAUUUCAACAAAAGCAUCGAAUCCUCCCUUCUUAACAGUUUGUGUGAAGCAGAAGGCCUGCCUGGGUGAAUAUGCUUGAGGACUUCUUAAAAUCUAUAUGUGAAACAUAUAUAGAUAUUAUGUCUAUAUGUAGUCAGUUGGCCACGCUGAAGCAUUGAUAUUGAUAAAUACUUAGAACAAGGACUGGUAGGCUUUUUGGUCUGGAUUAACUAGUACUUUCCCAAAAAGCUAUGGGCACACUUUGGGAAUUAGGCCAGUCUAGGGACACUUUUAACAGCCCUUUGGGCACAGCCCUUCUCUUUAAGGGUAUAGAGAGUAUCACAGAACCCCAGAAUAAGCUGAGUUGGAAGGGAUCCACAAAGGUGAUCAAGUCCAGCUCCUGGCUUUGCACAGCACCAGGCCCAGGAGUCACACCAUGUGCCUGAAAGGGAUGUCCAAAUGCUUCUUGAACUCUGUCAGGCUUUCUGUGACCACUUCCCUGGGGAGCCUGCUCCAGUGUCCAGCCACCCUCAUUUGACCUCAGGGCUGGAGCAUACUUUGUGAUGUUUGGUUUACUGGUGUAAGAGUAGCCAUUAUGUUUAUUUGUCUAACUGGGUGGUCAAUGCAUGUUUCAGCAAUCACUAAAAUUCACCUAUGGAAAAGUUGUAAUUAAUGUAGUAGCUCUGUGUUUGGAGGGGUAUAACUUACUGAGUGCAGUGGCAAAUGUGCCUGAGUUCAGCUCCAGGUGUUCCUGGUUUGAGCCAUGAUCUUUCAAGCCAGAAGACAGCACAUUUUCUCAUUUCACAUACUCAUCCUCUCAAUUAUUAAGAGUUUUCAGAAGCAUGGGAUGACUUGGUUUCCUGUGAUGAGCCCCUUUCUCCACCUCUUCCUUCCCUUCUAGUCUGGGGAUCCAACAUUGACUAGGCUUUGUGUCUGGAGUCCAUAACAACUCGUCUGGAUUUGGACCCUCUGUGAAUUUGCACAAAGUGGAUCUUGUGACACAUGUUCACUUGGGGCAUUUAUACUACUGAGGUACAAUUUGAAAGGAAUCUUUAUGGUAUAUGAAGUGAUGCGUUGUUCAUACAAUACUAACAUCAUAUGAAAAUCAUCACUUUGCACAUUUUAUUUAUUCCAGGCAGUGGUGAUUUAGUACUUUGAAGCAAACUUUCUACCAGAAGAUAUGUAAGAGAGAAAUAGACAAAUAAGAGAUAAUAAUAUAUUGCAGUUUGCUAAACUAUUGCAAAGAGAAAACAUAGUGGAGUCAGAAUAUUCAAGGUGAGAUGUUGACCAUCCUGAACCAGAUGCCUUCCUUAAUCACAUCUUCCAGAGAUGGUGCAGUUACUCCCUUGGCUUGUAAAAGUUGCUCAGAAAAAUCUGGAAUGAUUCUUCAAAUAUAUUUUUGUAGGCAGGAAAUGCAACACAGUAAAUGCUGAGCUGACCUGAGCAUUCAAAAGGCUUUAAUGAGAAUGCACCUACCACUAGGUAGACACUGUGUUUCUUUGUUAUUUUAAAGUAGUUGCUUUUGUAAAGUCUGUAUACAGUAGCUAUUAAUGUUUGCCUUUUGCUUUUUAGAUUCUUUUUCUUUUUCCUGUUUACUAUUUGUUUUUUAUUAAUGCAUUGCUCUUUUUACAAGCUCCUUUUAGUAUGAGUUUUUAUGGCAGAAUAAGGUACUGAAGUUUUGCCAUUAACUUCAAGGGUAUCCAGACCGUGCUGUUUUUAUAAGCUGGCCACAAAUGCUUUACAGUGAUACACAAAGGUAAAACAAGUGUGAGAGAUACUGAGCAGCCCAAAAGUUUAUGGAUUGGGCUCACUUUUUUGUACUUGUCAUAGAAAGAGUGUUGGACUCUAGGUGAAUCUGCAUGAAUUUACUGGGUCAGAUAAAUUAAGUCAGUUGCAUGAACAUGGCAGUACUGCUCUGACUAAUAACAUAUAAUUGGGAAUAAAGUUCAGUCUCCAGGCUGGCCACCCUUGCCUUAUAUUAGAGAUGUGCAUAAUAAUUUAGCUUAUUUUUCAGAGUGAACUUUAGAUAUCAAGUGUACAAUAAAAUGUUUUCACACACUGCCAAAAUGUACUGGAGGAAAAAGAUACUUUAGUAUUUUAUCUGAUAAAAAGCUGUUGUCUAUUUUGUACGAUAUAUUACAUUUUUGAAUAAGAAUACCACUGUAAUUUAUUGGGAAAAGCUGAUCUAUUUUAUAAAUGUAACAUUAUUUUUGUAAACUUAAUUAUGAAAAAUCAGAAAUGAUUAGUGCUGUUAAAUAUUAAAUUAUAAUGAGAUGUAACUUUAUAUGUUUGAACUCUGACACCAAGUUUUUGUAUUGAGCAUUUGGAAUUAAAAUGGUUGCUGGAAAUAUUUCAAAUGGACUGUUUUUCAUCAAAGCUCAAUAAAGAAAAAUGAAUGAUCCAAAUGA
Oenanthe melanoleuca is the source of this 4556-nucleotide messenger RNA. RefSeq names its product hepatocyte nuclear factor 4 gamma (gene HNF4G). The coding region runs from base 384 to 1607 and encodes 407 amino acids. The record is from RefSeq and is a predicted model, not a curated record. Gene Ontology annotation, molecular function: zinc ion binding; RNA polymerase II cis-regulatory region sequence-specific DNA binding; nuclear receptor activity. The transcript is spliced from 11 exons. Gene Ontology annotation, biological process: cell differentiation; anatomical structure development; regulation of transcription by RNA polymerase II. Lineage: Eukaryota; Metazoa; Chordata; Aves; Passeriformes; Muscicapidae.